AUGAAUCAUAGGUCAGUUCGGCCCUCGAGUGCUUAACAAAAUAUAUCUCAUUUGAGUGACAAGAAUGUCUCAUUUCAUAAGAAGUACUAUAUUUCAUAUACCCUUAGUCCUUACAAGCAGCCAAAUGUAUAGAACGUUUCAUAAUACAGAGUCAAGGAGAGUGAAAAAUUAUUCGAAGAGAGUCUCCAGCUAAAGUUGUUGAUGAAUUAAUUGAAGGAUGAGAAUAUUAAGCUAAGAACAAGAAACACAAACCUAGAAGUAAUAUUGCAAUCAUCAUCUAGAAAGACUUAUAAAAAUGUUAAAAAAUAAUAGAGGAAGUAGAGACUACUGGAAAUAUGAAACGAUUUUAUGCCAAACCAAGCACCGACAAUUAAAUGAUUCUCAAUUUCAAAGGUUAAAUUAAAGAAUUGCGAUAAAACCUUGAUUAAAGAGAAUAGGAAAUGCUAGCUCUCAAAAAGUCAGCUAAAUAUACAAAACUCACAGAAAUGGAAAUUGAACGGAAAAUGCUAUCCGAUGAGACAAUUCGAUUAAAACAAGUUAUUGAUGAACUAGUUCAAUAAAAUUUAUAUGCUUAAUAAAAAGAGCACGACCAAUAAAAAAUGUAGGAUAUGAUUUCACAACGAGACAAUCUUAUUAAACAGAUGCAACUGGAUAUAGAAGCAUUUGAAACAGACAACAAAAAUCUUCAAUCCCAAUUGCAGUAACUCAUAUCAGCCUAUCAAGAUCUUGAUAGAGAAUACGCUAAAUUAGAUUAAAGCAUGCAGAACAAAUUAAAAUCAAAAGAUAAAUAACUAAUUGAACUCAAAACCCAGCUUACAAGAUUGAAAGAACAAUAUGAUAAAGAAAAGAAAUUGCUCCAACAGCCUAAAUUUAGUCCUACUCUCAAAACACACAACAAAGUAGCUAAACGUAUUCAAAGUGCUAAACCUCCUGAACAGAUCACCAAACCAAUUCAAUUAGAUGAUGUGACUCAUAUCAUCUUGGAGAUCAAAUACAAAUUGAUUGCUUUGUCAGUGCAUUCAAAAUAAAUCGAUGCUUUACUACUCAAUCAAUCAGCCUAAUAAACUACAAUUGGUUAAUUGACUGAGAAAUUGAUUAAUGAUCCAUUUUUCCUUAAUAAAACCGAUGCUAAUAACUUUGCAAGAUUUUUGAUUGAGUCUCCUGAAUAAAAGUAUCCAUACAUUCCCAAUCUCUCUAUUGCCUAAGACAACGGAUUGAUAAGAGCCAUGUUCUUUAAAGCAAUUGGAUUUUGGGCUUGCUAUGAUAAAGUUGAAAGGAGAGUAUUGGAAUCCAGUUUGGCUAAACUAUUCAAAGGAUCGUUUAAUUAAGUAGAAAAAGUUAUGGGGAGAAAUGUGUAUACAAAAAAAGAUUUUGUUGUUUAAAUUUUAAAAAUCUUAUCAAAAAAGUAGAUUAGAGAAUUGGAAAUCACUUAUUUAAUUUCAAAAGUAAAUUGUAAUUCUAGUAUUAGAUCAUAUUGUAAUCAAAGAGUCUGAAUACUUUAAAGGGAGAGGCACUUGUAAAUUACUUAAGAGAACUAGAGAAACUAGACAAUGAUGAAGAUGUCAGAGCUGAAGAAUUGCAAUAAUAUUAUGAUAGUCUAGGGUAUUUACAAUUUGAAUUACUUAAAUUAGAUAAGAUAAGGGCUUCUUUUUUUAUAAGUAGUUAAGGAGCAAACAAGAGUAAAUGAUAGCAUUGUUGGAGACCAAGGAAGAUAAAGUGGAGGAAAUAGAAACUAAUUAACUUAAUGAUGGAGCCCCGUAGAAGUCAGUUUAACAAUAUAUAAUAAAGGGGGGACUAGUAAGGAGCCAUUCGGAUCCAGAUCCCUUACAAAUGAUUCAAAUCUAAAAGGAUGAGGAAGAAGCAGAAGAAGAAGAGAACUAUGAACAAUAGAUGCAAUAGGAUUACUUAAAUUAACAAAAAUAAUAAAAAGAUAAAUAUCCAUUUAAUUUCGAUGAAUAAGAGGGUGAAUAUGAAAAUAAUGAGGAAGAGAAUGAUGAUUAUUAGCCUGAUUUGAAUAAUGCUUAGAUUGAUGAGUAAGAUUAAUAGGAGGAAGAGGAUGAUGAUUACAAUAUCAACGUUGAUGGAGUCUUUGAAGAAGAUAAUGAUGAUGAGAAUGAUUAAUGGGAGAAAGUAGAAAAUAAAGGAAACUUUCCAGUUCGAUAAGAGUAAUUAUUUGUGCUUAUAAGCAGUCGACAAAUUCCAAAUAGUAGACCUACAUCCAGUUAUGUAAAUAAGGUUAAUAGAAGUAAUAGUGAUGUCAAGGCUAGUUUGGCUUCAGAAUUGCAUCCUACUAAAGAAAUUAAUGAAGAAGGUAUGUUAUUUUAAUUGAAUUCUUAGAAUAUAUGGAGGAAUAAUUUGAAGAAGAAAAUUGA
Paramecium octaurelia is the source of this 2372-nucleotide messenger RNA. NCBI's taxonomy places the organism in Eukaryota, Ciliophora, Oligohymenophorea, Peniculida, Parameciidae. The record is from the annotation of a GenBank genome assembly.